UCUAGGAUAAACGCUUGCGACGAGCACAACAAGUGCGCGCAUGCAACCAGCCCCGGAUCCAUCCUCAGUCCGGAGUCACUCAACAGCUCCGCAAGCCUGUUGUAUAGUGUAGUGCGAAAGUGAAAUUUCCGAGUGCGAAAUCAAUCAGACGAGUGAGAGUGCCAGUGCAAGUGCAAGUGCAAGUGAGAGUGAGAGUGAGUGACUGGCAGGACAACUGCCCCCACCCGAAUCCCUACCUCCCGGGGAUGCGCGAUGCGAUCUCCCCAAGUUAAUUAACUGCGCGCGUGCAUCUACAAUCCGGUGAAUCAAACAUGUAACUCUGCGAUCGAUAUUUGCGAGGUGGUGCCAAAGUAGAACCCCCAAAGCGAAACCAGAAACCACAAGCCACCGAUUUUGUGCAACUCGCGAAAGUGUUGCCAGUGAUUUUGUGAAGAUAAUCAGUGGCCUGAUCGAUGGCCAACAACUCGUUGUGUUCCGAGAGUUGAGUGUGCUUUUGAGGAAAAUCCAAUCCACAACCAAUUCAAUUGCAAAACCUAAUCCGAACCCCAAACCCCAAUCCAAAAUUUAAGCCCCAUUGCAGAGGGGAGUUGCUGCAAGUUGUGCGGCGAUUUGCCAUUUCAGCUGGAAUAAACCAAAUACAGAAAUAUGCAUAGGUUUUGGAUAAUCGUUUUACUUUUAGGAUUACUACACACAAAGACAAUAAAUGGACAAUCGGACGUGGAGGUGCAGCUGGUGGUGCCCCGGUAUGUGGAGCGCGGCUCGAGUGCCACCUUCAAGUGCCGGCACAAUGUCCAACCGGAAAUACUCUUCAAGGUGACAUGGCUGAAGGUUGACAAGGGCAAGUUCUUCGAGUUCAUAAAUGGACGGAAUCCGCCAUUCCGCAACUCCACCAUCGAGGGGGCCGAAAUAGACUGGGACAACUCCAACGAGCAGCAGGUGACCCUCAAGGAUGUGCAGUUCGAUCUUUCUGGGCAGUUCUACUGCGAGGUCUCCACGGAUACACCAAUCUUCACCAAGGCCAGCGCCGAUGAGCUGAUGAGCGUGUUCUUGCCACAGACGGGUCCGCCCACAAUUAAGUUUCGCAAGCGAACGCCCUUUGCGGUGGGCGAGAAACUUUUCGCACUGUGCAACACCACUCGCGGACGUCCUGCCCCGCACAUCACGUGGCUAAUCAAUGGGAAAAAGGUGGAGGAGAAGUACGUGCGCACUCAUCAUGUGUUCUCGUUCAACGGCAAGCACCAGCGACGCACGCAGCAGCAGCAGCAGACGCAGCUGAGUCAGCAGCAGCUGCAGCAGCAGUACUAUCAGAAUCAGUACUACAACCAGUACCAUCAGCAGUACCACAUCCCAGUGGGCCAAUUCAUGGACCGCUACGACAAGAGCCUCCGCUGGCCGGCCGGCGCACGUGCGGAUGAAUUUCCGCACUUUGCCGCACACCAUCACGAGGGGCACCACCAUGGUGGUGGGGGCGGAGGCGGUGCUGGUGGCAGCAUUUACAACAAUCCGUUUGGCUCGCUGGCCAACUACCAUGACGUGGGCGAGUUCCAUGAGAUACAUCAGCGCAACUAUGACAUCAACAAGAAGAAACUCGAGCUCAAGAAGCAGCAGCAGAUGGAGCUGAAGAAGCACAGGAACAGCAGCAGCCGCAAGUAUCGGCGGCACAUCAACGAGAACGCCCUCGGCAUCAUCCGGAGCACCCUGAACAGCGGCGGCUUUGGCCCCCAGGCGCCCAACAUUGCCAAAGAGCUGGGCAUACCCUCGAAUUCGGGGCCCAUGAAUCAGCUGGCGGCCGGCUACCAGCGUCCGCUCUCCCAUCCGGGCGGCGGCAGUGGCGUCGCGGCAGCCGCAGCGGCUGUCACAGCAGCCCAGCAGGAGAAGGGCAUGUUCAGCAUCAGUCAGCUGAACCUGGAGCUCACCGACGAGCAUGUGGGCAGCAAUGGGCGCAUGGAGAUCACCUGCCUGUCGACGAUACCAGCGACUGUGGGCCAGGGCGAACAGUAUGCCGACUACAAAACGUAUUCCGUAAAAGUUGAGGUUGAGCGACAAUUGGCCUCCUCCACGUCAACGGCAGCGCCCAGCAUCGGUAUGGCGGCACUGGGCAACGGCAAUGGACACGGGAACGAGACCUCGGCUGGCUCUGUAAUGCCACAUCUGUGGUCUCUGGCUCAGAUUCUGCUACUCAUGCUCCUGCCCUUGAGCUACUAGGAGCUACUAGUCUAGGUGCAGCAGCUGCUGGCGAGAAGCAGACCACCGACAUACCAAGGCAUAGUUACGCCAAAACAAAGAACACCCACAUCAUCAUCAUCAUCUUCGCCAGCAUCAAGGGCAGUAGCGCAAGGAACAGCAGAAGCAGCAGCAGCAGCAGCAGAACUAAGUUGGGUUUUUUUAUAAAUUGUACACCAAAUUUUUAAUUUAUUUCCACGUGCAUGAGCUCGAUUGAGCAGGAAAAUUAGCACACCACAAAGAAAUUAAACCAAGGAAGGGGGAAAGGGCGAUGCAGAAAUAGUGGAUUUAUAGGAGAAUUUGUAAAAUUUUUGUGCUGCUCUCCUUGGAAGCCAAUUUAAAUAGUUUACUUGUAGAUAAUUUGAAAUUGCCGAGGGGCAACGUGUGUUGAUAUCCCUUCCCACUGGUCUUUUUUUAUAUUUUUUGUGUGGCCAAAAUGCCAAAGAAAAAUGUUUGUAAUUAAGUUGCAGUCGGACCGGACUGUUGGACUGGAUUGUGUGGGAAAUGGUUUGUCCAUUUCUCAUUCCAUUGCAGUCGCAGUUGCCGACGGACAUUUUUUGUAGCGCAAAGAAAUUUUUGUAUAGCUAAUUGAACGUAAGUUCGGUGGAAAAGCUCGCCCCAUCGGGCAGUCAGCUAUUCCAACUGAGCAAAAUAAAGUUUUUGUGCUCUUCAAGGUCAGCGCACAGUGGGCUUGGCAUUCCACCCAGUGAUUUUCCAUCGCCGGCCUUGUCAGAAAUUUGUGCGAAUGCCGCUCCCAACCCCUGAGGGAUCCCCAUCCAGGCAAACGAAAAACGAUUGAAGUAAAGUUUUUAGGCGUUUCCAAGCUAGUUAGUCGCUACGAAGCUUGUACCUAAAAUGCAUCGCAUCAUCCAAAUGCAACAGCAAACAGAUGAACAAAUGAACAGAAGUCCCCAUCCCCCUGCCCAGAGGCACACAAACAAUUUAGCGAAAUGAAAGUUAUUUUUUAUGGUGUUUGUAGCGCUUCGGCUAGUCAAGGAUGUGGAUGUGGAUGUGGAUGUGGGUUAGGCCACUGAGGGUUAGGCUAGGAUUAAGGCAAAUUGAAUUUAAGCGCCAGCCACAUUCCACUUAAAUACGAGUACACGGAGUACCCUCCCUCCCCAGAAAAGAAACCCAGAGAAAAUUAAACGUUUAAAUGUAAAAUAAUUAGACAGUUAAACCAAGAAGCUUACAAAAACAAUCAGUGUUGAAAACAUUUUGAGAAAACCAAAACAAAAACAAAAAACGAAACGAAACGAAACAAAGAACACGAAACACAAGACACAAGAAAAUGGCGUCGCAAUGGGCGCGUCUGUGGCGCGUGGCGCUGGGUGAACCCUCGAAAAGGGUCAACUCCGAAUGGGUUGGACCGACAGGGUUAAUGGGUUUCCCCGGGGCAGAACCAGAACCAGACCCAUACCAUCGCCGCAACACAUUACGACGCUUAUUUAUUUAGAAGUAUAUUCAUUUGGUCCUUCGUUCUCGUUUCGUUGUGUGUGUAUAAAUGGUUAUCGUUGCAAUGGAUCGUUUAGAGAGUAGUUAGGAAAAUAUUUGCCAUUGCAAUUAAUUGUGUUUGUAAACGUUUUCGUUACGUAUUGUUUUUUUAGUUGUUGGAUCCUAGGCGCUCGUACUUGAGAGCAAGUGCGGAUGCAUUACGUGUAUGUAUGUAUAUUUAGGAGAACCUCUUUCAAACGCGCUUUAAGUGUCUACGUAUAUUUGCUAGAGAAGAAUUUGAAACACAUACAUGCAACAUACAUACGAGUAGCAUACCAAUGUAACUAUGUAAAGCAAGAAGAUAGCGACCGGUAGCAGAAACGGUAACACGAACCACAAACAACACGGCAAAGUAAAUAUAUGUAAAGCAAUUAGCGGACUAGUCUAUACCCAUACAUACUAUACCAUUUACCAUAUACCUUAUACUAUAUACGUGUACGUACAUAUACAUACCCUACCUAUACAUGAGCAUCUGUUUUGUGUGUAUGUGUGUAAUUAGGCUUCUAUUUUUGACUUCAAAUCGACGGCGAAACGCAACCAAAACCCAAACUAAUAUUAGUGUAUAGAAUUUAGCCUGCAGAAGCGUUCUCCUAAGCGAAAUCAGCUAAAACCAACCGAUUGACAAUUACCAAUUACCAAUUAAAUGAUUGCAAAACUAAAACCCAAACACUUUUCCCCCCAAAAAUCGGUUGUUCAGUGUGACCGGAGCUGUAGUACAUAGAUCUAAUACGAAUUCGAUUUCGAGUUCGAUUUCGAAGUAGUUUCACGUCCAUUUGGUGGCGACGGAGGAAGUGAAGGCAGCAACCGGAUAUUGCUUGAACGAACUACAACAAUUUUUUAUAAAUGAAAAUAUACUAUAGUUAUGUCGACGAUAACGGUAAACGGUAAACGGUAACGGUAACAUCAAGUAAAAUAAUAUUAAACCAAAGAGAAUGAAAACAAAACCAAAACCAAAAACAAAACAAACAAAAAACAAAGUUCAUAUUACAUAUAAAAAAUAUGGCUAAAAUGUCUUAUGCAGGUAUUGACGUCUUCCUAUGCUACGCUGUCUAUUAUUAACUGAACAAAUGAAUUACAUUUAUAAAUUAUACAUUAUGAAUAGGUAUGCAUACAAAGUUUACUGUAUGUGAAAAAGAAAAAACAAAUGAAAAAAACCAACAAAAAAAAAGAAUAAAAUAUUAACACUUAUACACAAAAAAAUGAUAAUGCUUUAAGAUCAAAUAAUGAGUUAUUUCUCUUUAAGUUUAGAACUGUUACUUAUUUUCCAUCAUCAAGACUAUUCAAUUGUGGAUAAUUUCGCUUGAUUUAUGUACGAUUAUCCUGGGAAGUGGUUCCCUGUUUGUUAUGGGUUUGAGACUCACUCGUAAAUGUUUCCCACCAAUCUAUAAACAAGUGCAAACACAUCUUAACUCUCAGCACCUCAUAUCGCAUCGACACAUAUACAGUUUGCACCUCCCAGUACCCAGUACCCAUCAUAACUCACUCCCUACUCAGCACUCUCUCUUAUUCCACUUGCAAACAUAUAUGAAUGUAUCUGUAUCUGUCUGUCAAAUAUGCAAACUGUGCGUUGUUCAGUCGCCUCAGUCCGUUGUCCCAACAUCCAUACAUUGUCUAUACAUAUGUAGCUCUGCAUGAAUAUGCAUAAUUGGUAAUGGGCCAGCUCUCAGCCAUGUGACUGCUAAUUAUUGUAUGUGCCAUGCAGCAGGCACUCUCUAUCCAGCAUAUAAGUGUGUAUUUAUGUAAAGAAAAAAAAGCAUUCAUGUAAGUGUCAAGUGCAAAGGAAACACAAAAAAAUGAUGAUAUUUGUAAAGAGCAAACUAACGUACAUUAAGUGUCGCAGCAAUUCGUAAAACAUAUCAUAAAUGUUGUAACAUUUUCUCUAUAACAUGUGUCAGUAACCUAAGAGAGAGCCAAGUGACAUUUUUCAUGACUAACAUAUGGCAUUUGUCAUUUAAAUAUCGUUUAUCCACGCAGCCUCUCUUCCGGGAGCAGGCAAUAAAGAAAAUUAAUGUACAUGGAUAUCACAUUACAUAUAUUUGAAACGCUGUGUUUUGAUCUGACAAAAAUAGUAUUACCAUGCCAGACAACAACUCGUUUCGUUCGGUCUGUGCCUCACAGUUCCCUACAUCAUUUCACUCGCAUCAAAAUCUUCCAGUCGCACAUAUCAUUGCAAGAAAUUAUACAACAAAUAUAUAUUUAAAAUAUGUAUGUAUACAAAAAGAGAUGACAAAAAGGUGUAUAAAAAAAGAUAUAUAUAUAUUUAUACAUAAUUACAUACAUACAUGAAUACAUACGAGUACAUAUGUGUAUAAACAUUUAUAAAUGAAUGCAGACAUAAUUUAUUAAUUUUAAACACUUACACCACAGAAAGCUUUAACUUUAUCAUUUCCAUUGUUUGUCGAGCAUUAAUAUAUUCCCAUGCACAUACACAUGGGACCUACAUACAAACAUAUUCAAUAUUGUACGACUUUAUUUGACUUAACCUCAUUUGUAUUGUAUAAAAAAUAUUUUACUGUAAGAAAAGGUCUAGAUAAAUAGCAUAAUUCGAGGCUAACACGAGUGCGGAUGAAACUGACGAAACAAAAAAGAAAACAAAAACCAAUGAGGAAAAAAGACAAAAUAAAAUUGAUAAAAUAACGAACACAUUUAUUUAUAGAUACAGACAUACCAGUACCAGUAACAGUUACAGUUACAACGUGUAAUUGUUGAGGAGAACAAAGAAACGCAACCUAUGCAGAUUAUGCGCGACCGGAAGCGUGGAAUAUUUGUGUGUAUAAUUGUACUAAUACUAACAUUUAAAUAUUAACAAA
Molecule: messenger RNA, 6524 nt
Organism: Drosophila subobscura
Lineage: Eukaryota; Metazoa; Arthropoda; Insecta; Diptera; Drosophilidae
Gene: beat-VII
Exons: 9
Coding region: 646-2205 (519 amino acids)
Source: RefSeq, a predicted model, not a curated record